This is a messenger RNA of Arachis duranensis, 555 nucleotides long. Its product is annotated as 18.5 kDa class I heat shock protein-like. NCBI's taxonomy places the organism in Eukaryota, Viridiplantae, Streptophyta, Magnoliopsida, Fabales, Fabaceae. Gene Ontology annotation, biological process: response to hydrogen peroxide; protein folding; response to salt stress. The record is from RefSeq and is a predicted model, not a curated record. The transcript has a single exon. Bases 40 to 447 code for a protein of 135 amino acids.
UGAACAAGUUAAUUACAAGAGAAAAUCGCAGAUUAAGAAAUGUCGAUUAUCCCAACGACGAACCCCCUGGAGGAAAACUCUUCCCUUGCACUGCCACAACUGUCACGGGAGGACCCCUUGUUCGUGAGCAGAGACGUGGAUUGGAAGGAGACGGCAGAAGCGCACGUGUUCAGGGCUGAUAUGACGGGUCUGAACAAAGAGGAGGUGAAGGUUGAAGUUGAAGAAGGCGGUGUGCUUCAGAUAAGCGCCGAGCGGAGCGUACAAAGGGAAGAAAAGAACGGUGAUGCCACGCACCGCGUCGAGUGCGCCACUGGAAGAUUCUCCAGGAGCUUCACUCUUCCUGCUAAUGCUAGAAUGGAUCAGCUCAAAGCUUCCAUCGACAAUGGGGUUCUAACUGUCACUGUCCCCAAAGACGACCUCAACCUAUUGCAUGCUGUUUCCAAUUGACUGCACCAAACUCUCGCUCUUCGUUUUUGCUGGAUUUGAAUUUCAUUCUUUGCUUCCUUUUUUGUUUGUUUGUGGAGUUAGAAGAAAGAAAUAAAUGUGUUUGUGUUA